Didymodactylos carnosus is the source of this 1098-nucleotide messenger RNA. Lineage: Eukaryota; Metazoa; Rotifera; Eurotatoria; Philodinida; Philodinidae. The record is from the annotation of a GenBank genome assembly.
AUGGUCAUCUCAUUUGAAAAACGGACACCGGAUAAAGAAAAGAAAUGUCAAUUAUUGGAGGCACAAUUUCAAAAUUGUGGAUUCCAACGGAUUAUAUUCACCAUUCAUCCAUUUGAUUUGCCCAAUGAAAUACCAGGAAAAUGUUCAAAUGCAAAUUAUGGUCUUCGUAUGGCCGUCGGACAAAUGUCCAUUGCUGAUCAUGAAACAGACAAUAUUCUGGUGACAACUUGUGAUGCUGAUUCCAAAUUUCCACCACAAUAUAUUGCUGCAUUAACUUGCAAAUAUUUGCAAGAGAAUAGACCAUCACUGACAACCAUCUACCAGUCACCCUUGUUUUACAACUGGAAAUUGGAUAGUUUAUCAUUUGUCACUCGUGUAACGGGAUUGUUACGAAGCUUUUUGAUGUUAGGUGCAUUGAUCCCAUUCAAUAUCAACACAAUGAGUAUUUUCUCGUUCUCAUUAAGUCUAGCAAAACAAGGAAACUUCAUUCAUCCUGGCUAUCAGAUGGACGAUAUUAUUUGUCUUAUUCGAUGGAUGGGAGUGACACAACAACGAUUACGAAUAUCGAUGAUAUCCGUGCCAGUAUUGAGUGGACCAACAUCUGGAGAAACAAUUGAAACGGAAAUCAUUGAAUGGGCAAGACAAGCUCGUCGCUGGACAAUCGGAGCAGCCGAAGUGUUUCAUUAUUUUAUCAUCAAGUCAAAACGCAUGCCAGUAGCAUCUGCAUGUUCGUGGGGCGUGGCUUUUGCUAUUUAUUAUGGGAUUCUGUUGUGCACUGGUGGUUUGUAUGGUCUAACAUCGAUGUUGUCCAUGUUUCUCCUCGUCAAAAAUGUUCCACUAGUUAUCAGCUAUAUUAUGUACGGUCUAUUGGCUGUCCAAAUGUUAACAUUUGCAAUGGCAUUCAUCAUCGAUGCAUUUAUUCCCAAACUAUUGAAUGUUAAUGAAUGCAUUUCUAUUCUACGAAAUCUAUUUCAUUUUAUAACAACACCAUUUGUUCUUUUGGCCUAUUCAUUUGUCGAGUUUUAUGCAUUGCAUGAAAUCAUUAUUUUCGGAAAGAAAGUAUGUAAACAUGGUGCAUCGGCAAAAGUGGUUCUCUAA